UUGAGAAGAAAAAUGAGCUGGGGAUUCCUACGUGACCUGCUGAGUGGAGUGAAUAAAUAUUCAACAGGAAUUGGAAGAAUUUGGGUAGCAGUUGUGUUCAUGUUCCGCUUACUGGUUUACAUUGUGGCCGCAGAAAACAUCUGGAAAUAUGAACAUGAUGAAUUUGAAUGUAAUACCAAGCAGCCUGGUUGUGAAAAUGUCUGCUUUGACCAUUUUUUUCCUGUCUCCCACAUCAGACUUUGGGCUUUGCAAUUAAUCAUGGUCUCCACACCUUCACUCUUGGUUGUUUUUCAUGUUGCUUACCGAGAGAACAGAGAGAAACACCGCAACCAGAAACUUUAUAAAAGUCCAGGACAGAUAGAUGGUGGAUUGCUGUGCACUUACCUUGUCAGCAUUAUUUUAAAAACAGGAUUUGAAGUAGUGUUUCUUGUUCUGUUUUAUAAAUUGUACAAUGGAUUCAAAGUGCCACGUCUUGUGACAUGUGACAUAAGACCAUGUCCCAAUACCGUAGACUGCUAUAUUUCCAAACCCACAGAGAAGAUGAUUUUCCUCUAUUUACUGGUGGCAACGUCAUGCCUGUGCAUUUUGUUAAAUUUAAGUGAAUUGAGUUAUCUCAUUUUCAAAUACUCCAUAAAAUGUUAUCUGAAGAAGUACAUAAAAGAACAUCAAGGCUUGAAAAGCAAUUGCCACAAAUCAAAAAUCAUCUGUGACGACAGACGAGCAGCUGCAGGACAUUUCCACCACAGCUCCCUGUCCUUGUCUCUGAAUAUACAGGAUGAAUGUGGAAAAAGUUCCCUAUUGCCUUGAAAGAAGGCUAGAGAGCACCUUCCUGUUACACAAGCUGUAUCUCAUGAAUUGUUUUUCCAAUCAGUGCUUUACAGAACUGGAAGGAUAGCUACGUAAGAAAUACUUUUUCUCUAUUAGUUCCUCCUUACUUGAGCAGAUAUAUUCAGUUGCAUUAUGUAUGCCAUACACAGAAUAAUCUAGAUCUUUUCAUGAUGAAACGAGAGGUGUAGCGGUCUGAAAAUUCUGUGAAGUUUUAAUAUAAACACAGAUGCUUAUGAUAAAUCAUGUUGAAACAAUUGCUCAGACAGUUGUGUCUUGAGUAUUACACAAAUUGCUUUGGUACAAGCAAAGAGGCUUUUUAAAUGCAGAGCUGGAAGAACCUGGAAUUGAUCAAGACACUGAACAGUACGGUGCUGUACAGCGUUUGUCAGGUGGGUGGAUGUGAUAACUCUUGAAGUUGCAAUUGGAAAGUGCUAGCAUACAGUGGUUGCUAGUGUCUUGGAAGUGAGCUGGAUGCUCACAAGCCCAUUCCACUCUACCACUGUAAAACAUGUCCAAAAAAAAAAAAAAAAAAAAAAAAAGAAAAAGGAGCAGAUAGACACAUCUAGUUUAGCCCCUGGUGAUAAAGACAGACCUGGUUAUUUAGCUAUUUGUGGAGCACCUCCUUCUGAAGGUAUGUGAGUCCUUUACAGUUUUUAGGGUAUUUCUCAUCAGAACACAUCAUGUACAAAAAGGUACUUGCUCAGACUUCUACAGGCAGCAUAUAUCAGAGUACGGAGUUAACUCCUGGUCACCUGCACGAAGCAGCUCCUGAGCCCCCAGACUUUUAUUCUGCUGUGCAGCUGUGGCAUUUAAGGGAAAAGAUCAUUCCUAGUUCCCUAAGAUCUGAGUAGAGAAGUGUAGACUGCACAAUAUGGCAAAACAGUAGCCAGUAAUCCUAGUAUUCAGUAGCCAGGAAUCUGGUCCCUUUAGUAAGGCUGAAGGCACUGCUACUCCUUCGGUAGGUUGCUCUGCCAUA
Messenger RNA from Falco peregrinus (peregrine falcon), 1804 nucleotides. It is a transcript of the gene GJB7, whose product is annotated as gap junction protein beta 7. NCBI's taxonomy places the organism in Eukaryota, Metazoa, Chordata, Aves, Falconiformes, Falconidae. The transcript has a single exon. Bases 13 to 807 code for a protein of 264 amino acids. Gene Ontology annotation, cellular component: connexin complex. The record is from RefSeq and is a predicted model, not a curated record. Gene Ontology annotation, biological process: cell communication.